Messenger RNA from Leopardus geoffroyi (Geoffroy's cat), 2811 nucleotides. RefSeq names its product DNA polymerase mu (gene POLM). The record is from RefSeq and is a predicted model, not a curated record. The transcript is spliced from 10 exons. Bases 283 to 1821 code for a protein of 512 amino acids. Gene Ontology annotation, biological process: double-strand break repair via nonhomologous end joining. Gene Ontology annotation, molecular function: DNA binding; DNA-directed DNA polymerase activity. Lineage: Eukaryota; Metazoa; Chordata; Mammalia; Carnivora; Felidae. Gene Ontology annotation, cellular component: nucleus.
CCAACGCCGGCGCUCUUCCGGGUCGUCCCCGGGCGGCUCUAGGCGCUCCUCGAGUCAUUUAAGUAAAAGGCGUGUCCUCUGGUGCUAAUGGCAUGGAGGAGGGGCGUCGCGCGCGCGGAACUCAUUGGGAGCCUGGGGGCCUACACAGCGCUUCUAGGGGCCUAAGUUGCCUGCGGCUGGACCGGCUCGCACGAGACCGCCAGGUGCCGCUUCCCCUUCCAGCCAGCCUCCGCCGACUUUCGCGUGCCUUCUUUCCGGCGCCCGCCCGCGGCCAGAGCCAGGAUGCUUCCGAAGCGGCGGCGAGCGUGGGUCGGGUCCCCUGGCGGUCCUGCCCCCUCUACGGCGCGCUUCCCCGGCAUUGCCAUCUACCUGGCCGAGCCGCGCAUGGGUCGCAGCCGCCGGGCCUUCCUCACGCGCCUGGCCCUCUCCAAGGGCUUCCGGGUCCUGGAUGCCUACAGCUCUGAGGUGACACAUGUGGUGAUGGAACAGACCUCAGCCAAGGAGGCCAGCUCCUGGAAGGAGCACAGGGCGGUGGCAGGCUCUCCGCAGGGCCGCACCAGCCCAGUGCUGCUGGACAUAAGCUGGUUCACGGAAAGCAUGGCAGCUGGGGAGCCCGUGCCUGUGGAGCCCCGGCACUGCCUGGAGGUGGCCGUGCCCGGGAAAGGGCUGUCAGGCUCAGUAUGGAUGCCACAGUAUGCCUGCCAGCGCCCCACACCCCUCACACACCACAACAGCAGCCUCACGGAGCCUCUGGAGAUGCUGGCGGAGGCGGCUGGCUUUGAGGGCAGUGAAGGCCGCUUCCUCUCCUUCUACAGAGCGGCCUCGGUGCUCAAGGCCCUUCCGAGCCGGGUCACAGCCGUGAGCCAGCUGCAGGGGCUGCCCCACUUUGGAGAACAUUCCUGCAGGGUCAUCCAGGAAGUACUGGCACAGGGAGUAUGUGAGGAGGUGGAGAGAAUCCGAUGCUCAGAGAGGUACCAGACCAUGAAGCUUUUCACCGGGAUCUUCGGGGUUGGGGUAAAGACUGCUGACCGGUGGUACCGAGAAGGGCUGCGGACCCUCGACAGCCUCCAAGAGCAGCCCCAGAGGCUGACCCAGCAGCAGAAAGCAGGACUCCGGCACUACCAGGACCUGAGUGUGCCGCUCCAGCGACCCCAAGUGGAGGCCCUGCAGCGAGUGGUGGAGGCAGCAGUGGGGCACAUCCUUCCCGGGGCCACCGUCACGCUGGCCGGGGGCUUUCGGAGGGGCAAGUUGCAGGGCCACGACGUGGAUUUCCUCCUCACCCACCCCCAGGAGGGCCGGGAAGCAGGGCUGCUGUCCAGAGUGAUGCACAGCUUGCAGAGUCAGGGCCUUGUCCUGUACCACCAGCACCACCACGGCCACUGUGCAGAUGCCGCCUGCCCGCCCCGGCAGAACCAUGCCAUGGACGGCUUUGAGAGGACCUUCUGUAUCUUCUGCCUGCCUUCACCCCCAGGGGCUGCUGUGGGGGGCCCCCAGAGGGCCGUGCGGGUAGACCUGGUGGUGGUCCCUGUCAGCCAGUUCCCCUACGCCCUGCUGGGCUGGACCGGCUCGAAGGUAGGGGGCUUGCUACUGGCUACUGGGGCUGGGCGGGGCCUCCCGUCAGGGGCGCCCAUACAGCCUGGCUUUCUGCAGCAUUUCCAGCGGGAGCUGCGCCGCUUCAGCCGGAAGGAGAGAGGGCUGUGGCUGAACAGCCAUGGGCUGUUUGACCCCCAGCAGAAGAAACAUUUCCAUGCGGCUUCGGAGGAAGACAUCUUCAGACACCUGGGCCUGGAGUACCUUCCCCCAGAGCAGAGAAAUGCCUGACCCAGCCGCUGGCCCAGUCUGCUCUCUGGAGAGGCAGGCCCUGUGGAUGCCCUCGGCCGCUGGAAGUCUCCAGGGCAAAGAUGCACUGUGGCCCCAGGUCCUCACCCCACACCCAGGCCCGGAUGUAAUGAAAUGAGCACACGUAACAAACCAAGCUCUGUUUUUUUGUGCUGCUGGCUGCCCAGGGGGCGUGGUGCUGAUUCUGUGCAGAGGCCCAUCCUGCUGGGUGUUGGUCGGGGGCAGGGCUGUGUGACCCUGGGUCAGUGAGGACCUGAAGGCACCUUCUCUGUGGGCUGGUUGUGGAACUUGAGGUAGCGGAUGGCAAGUGCUUUGUACGGUGGGGGUGGGGGGCGUUGUCCACCUGCUGUGUGGCCAGCCACUGGGGAGGACAGGGCCCAGAGGUAGGAGCUGGGGGCAGGGGGAGAAUUUCCAGGGCCCGUCCACCACCUUCCAGCCAGACUUCCUGUCUCUGCCUCUGCUCUUCUAAGGUCUGUUCUCAGAAGGCCUUUGUCAGCAGGUCCUGUCGCCCCCCUCGUUGCUCCAGGCACACACUCAUGCUCAGCGAUUCCAAAGCCUCACAGUGGCCCCCAGAGCCCUGGCCACCCCUGACCACUGGCCUCGUCUGCUCUCCCACUGCUUUGAGCCAGGUGCCUUCCUGCCCCGGUGCCCAUGUGAACUGCCCCAGACACCCACGAGGCCAGGGCAGGUCUCAGCCUUUCCUGGAGGGGCCUUGGCCAUGCAGUGUUCUCUGCUCCUCAAAUCCCCAGGCCUGCUCCGGCCUCAGUGCCUUUGCCACAGGACUGUCCACUAGAAGUCCUCUCCUGACUCAGGUCUCUGUCAGUUGAGGACUUUCCUGACCAUUCGCUGCGUUAAGAAAUAUUUUUUUAAAUAACAUGCAGACAAAUUGAUUGUUUUUGGUGUCCCUGUGUACACCCAUUCCCCUCCACCAUGUGAGCCCUGGAAAUAAAACAGCCAGUUAUUGUGCCAGCA